GGCGCUAUUUACGGCGCGGAUCCCGGCCGGCUGAGGCGGGCGCAGGCUGGAGCUCGCGGCUGGCGGUCUCUGCGUGCGCUCGGGGAGCUUCUCCCCUCGCGGAGUGCCCGGCCAACGCGGAUCGAGGCCGGUAGCUCACGCGGGACUGCAGCGCCGAGCGGAGCCGAGGAGCCGCUGGCUGCGGGGUCGGGUCACGAAAGUCGUCUGGGCUCCUCCGCGCCCCUCCAGCCGCGCUCCAUGCUCCGGCCGCGGCCGGGCCCCUCGCCCUGUUGCUGACGGCGCCCGCCGCCCCGGGCAGCACCCAUGCACUGCGCGCUCCGGGAGUCGUAGGCUGCAGUUGCGCCGCGGCUCCGGGAGCCGGCGGGGGCGCCGCGGCCGUGGGGGGCGUCAAUGGAUCGCCAUUCCAGCUACAUCUUCAUCUGGCUGCAGCUCGAACUCUGCGCCAUGGCCGUGCUGCUCACCAAAGGUGAAAUCAGAUGCUAUUGUGAUGCUGCCCACUGUGUGGCCACUGGCUAUAUGUGUAAAUCUGAGCUGAGCGCCUGCUUCUCUAGACUUCUCGAUCCCCAGAACACAAAUUCCCCGCUCACCCAUGGCUGCCUGGACUCUCUCGCGAGCACAGCGGACGUCUGCCAAGCCAAACAGGCACGGAACCACUCUGGCACCACCAUGCCCACGCUGGGAUGCUGUCAUGAAGAUAUGUGCAAUUACAGAGGGCUGCAGGAUGUCCUGGCUCCUCCCAAGGGGGAGGCCUCAGGACCAGGAAACCGGUAUCGGCACGACGGGAGCAGGAACCUCAUCACCAAAGUGCAGGAGCUGACCUCUUCCAAAGAGUUGUGGUUCCGGGCAGCGGUGAUCGCUGUUCCCAUCGCCGGAGGCCUGAUUUUAGUGUUGCUUAUCAUGUUAGCCUUGAGGAUGCUUCGAAGCGAGAACAAGAGACUGCAGGACCAGCGGCAGCAGAUGCUGUCGCGUUUGCAUUACAGCUUUCACGGACACCAUUCCAAAAAGGGGCAGGUGGCAAAGUUGGACUUGGAAUGCAUGGUGCCCGUGAGCGGGCACGAGAAUUGCUGCCUGACCUGUGACAAACUGAGGCAGGCGGACCUCAGCAACGACAAGAUCCUCUCGCUCGUUCACUGGGGCAUGUACAGCGGGCACGGGAAGCUGGAGUUCGUAUGACAGGGCCUCAUCCGCACCCAAGUUCUCGGACGCUUUGAAGGCCUUGAGUUCUGCUGGACAGGAGCACUUUAUCUGAAGAAAAACAAACUCACGUCAUCAUCUGGGAGAGACCAAAUGACCUCUGCGGACAGAAUCUUGGAUAUUUCUUCUGAAGGAUUAUUUGCACAGACUUGAAGGCAGUCAGCUGUAUUCUUUGCUUUAAAAUUAGAAAAAGCAAAGAGAGGACUGUGCACUCACUGUUACCAGGGUUAUUUGCAUCUGCGCGAGCUGGAAUCGAGCACCUAAAUAAACUGACAUGUGCUCUGUGUCAGCUCCGACGUCCUGAUUUAUUGUAAAGAUUUAAAAAAUAUAUCUAUAUUUUUUGUCUGAAA
Acinonyx jubatus (cheetah) is the source of this 1544-nucleotide messenger RNA. RefSeq names its product BMP and activin membrane bound inhibitor (gene BAMBI). The record is from RefSeq and is a predicted model, not a curated record. The transcript is spliced from 3 exons. Bases 391 to 1173 code for a protein of 260 amino acids. Gene Ontology annotation, molecular function: frizzled binding. Gene Ontology annotation, biological process: positive regulation of canonical Wnt signaling pathway; transforming growth factor beta receptor signaling pathway; negative regulation of transforming growth factor beta receptor signaling pathway. NCBI's taxonomy places the organism in Eukaryota, Metazoa, Chordata, Mammalia, Carnivora, Felidae.